Messenger RNA from Ficedula albicollis (Collared flycatcher), 2859 nucleotides. RefSeq names its product ATP binding cassette subfamily D member 4 (gene ABCD4). Gene Ontology annotation, cellular component: peroxisomal membrane. Gene Ontology annotation, biological process: fatty acid beta-oxidation; very long-chain fatty acid catabolic process; long-chain fatty acid import into peroxisome. The record is from RefSeq and is a predicted model, not a curated record. Bases 236 to 1831 code for a protein of 531 amino acids. Lineage: Eukaryota; Metazoa; Chordata; Aves; Passeriformes; Muscicapidae. The transcript has 17 exons. Gene Ontology annotation, molecular function: long-chain fatty acid transmembrane transporter activity; ATP hydrolysis activity; ATP binding.
CGGCUCCUGGCCGUGCUCUUUCCCGGCUGGCCCGCCCCGAGCGCCCUCAUGUUCCUGACGCUGCUCGGUGUCGCCUUGCUGGCUGGUUAUUUACCAGGUCGGCGUCAUCCCCAGCCAGUACUAUGAGGUCCUAGGGAACAAGGACUUCUCCGGGUUCAAAACAUUGACUGCCGUUGCCGUGACUCUGAUCAUUGUGAACUCCACGCUAAAAAGUUUCGACCAGUUUAUCUGCAACAUGAUGUAUGUGAACUGGAGGAAAUCCCUCACUGAAUACCUCCACAGCUGCUACUUCCAAGGCCAGAUCUACUACAGCCUGCACGUGCUGCGUGAGGACAUCGAUAACCCGGACCAGCGCAUCAGCCAGGAUGUGGAGAGGUUCUGCAGGCAGCUCAGCUCCAUGGCCAGCAAGCUUGUCAUCUCACCCUUCACACUGGCCUACUACACAUACCAGUGCUUUCACAGCACAGGCUGGCUAGGCCCGGUGAGCAUCUUUGGGUAUUUCGUCAUUGGGACAAUGAUUAACAAAGUGUUGAUGAGCCCAAUUGUGUCUAAACUUGUGCAGCAGGAAAAACUGGAGGGAGAUUUCAGGUUCAAGCACAUGCAGAUCCGUGUCAAUGCAGAACCAGCUGCUUUCUACAGGGCUGGGCGAGUGGAGCACAUGCGCACAGACCGGAGGCUGCAGAGCCUGCUGAAGACCCAGAGGGAGCUGAUAGGCAAGGAGCUGUGGCUAUACAUUGGGAUCAACACCUUUGAUUAUCUGGGCAGCAUCCUGAGCUACGUGGUCAUUGCCAUUCCCAUCUUUUCUGGGGUCUACGGCGACCUGAGUCCAACAGAGCUCAGUGCCCUUGUCAGCAAGAAUGCCUUUGUUUCCAUCUACCUCAUUGGCUGCUUCAGCCAGCUCAUAGAUCUCUCCAGCACUGUGACUGAUGUAGCUGGCUACACACACAGGAUUGGUGAACUGCAGGAGACCUUGCUGAGCCUUGGCAGAAAAAAAAAUGGUAACUACUCAGAAGCCAAAGUCAGCUGUGAUUUGGACAGCAGCCCUUCUGGGGAGGACCCAGUGCCAAGAAACACAGCUUUCCUUCUGGAGCGAGUGACACUCUCAGUACCAUCCUCUGGCAAGCUGCUCAUCAAGGACUUGAGCCUCAGGAUCUCACAAGGAAACAGUGUGAUGAUUGUGGGAAACACUGGUACAGGGAAGACGUCUCUCUUGAGGGCCCUUGGAGGACUCUGGGAGAGCACACGGGGGAGCAUCAGGAUGCUGAGCUGCUUUGGCCCCCGAGGAGUGGUGUUCCUACCACAGCGGCCCUUCUUCACUGAUGGAAGCCUGCGUGAGCAGGUGAUCUAUCCCCUGAAGGAGAUCUAUCCACUUUCAGGGUCUGCAGAUGAUGAGAGGAUUGUGCGAUUCCUGGAGCUGGCUGGGCUGACUGAUUUGCUGGAAAGGGCUGGAGGACUGGAUGAACAGGUGGACUGGAACUGGUAUGACAUCCUGUCCCCAGGGGAGAUGCAGAGGCUCUCAUUUGCACGGCUUUUCUACCUCCAGCCAAAAUAUGCAGUGUUAGAUGAAGCCACCAGUGCCUUGACAGAAGAGGUGGAGCAUGAACUGUACCGAACGUGCCUUCAGCUGGGCAUGACACUGAUCAGUGUGGGACACAGACCCAGCCUGGAAAAGGUGAGACAGGGAGGCAGCACUCCAUUCCUCCCUCAUGGUGGAGAGGUAAAGCAGGUCUCUGGUGAGCAGAGGGGAGUGACUAAGGCUGGAGGACCUCACUGUGGGUGGACAUCCCUCAAUGUUGUGCUAUUGAAUUGCAGUUCCACAGCUGGAUUUUGAAGCUUCAUGGGGAGGGAAGAUGGGAGCUCAUGCGAUGUGAGAAGAUGAGGCGGCUCCCCUCUGAGGAAGAACACUGAAAAACAUGCCCUUGUCUGGCCAGCCACAGAACCUGCACACGUGUGGAAGAGCUCUCAAUAGCAGACAUGGAGCUGCCAAGCCAGCAGCUGUGCCAAACAGUGCAAGACCAGUUCUGGAUUUUGCUGAUAGACACAGAGUAUGUCUGAACUCAUGGUGUGGAGUUCUGCCAAGAAUAGACAACUAUGCCAUCCUUCUCCCAGCCUCCUCCUGCCUCCCUGGCUCUCAUGGGAGAAAGGAGGUGAGCUGCUGGGCCUCCCUGAGAGAAGAUGCUGCCUCAUGGGUCUUGUAGAAACAGUAGCCAGAGAUCCCUCCACUUUGUCUGUCUGGGAUUCAUUGGUGUGAGGCUAGAAUGCAGCCUCCUUUGCUGCCCUCUGUGCUUGCUAGGAGCUCUGCAGAACAGAUUUAUGUACCUUGUGGCUCUGUUGAGAACUGUGUUUUCCAGCAGGAGACAAGGGGAGGAGAAUGCUAGCACAGAGAAUGGGCAUGUCUCUGCUCUUCUUCUAACACAUGGCUACAAGUGGAAGGAACAUUUUUGUAUUAAAAUCUGGGGCCAGUUUUCAAACUCUUUUUAUGGAGAAGAGUCAACUAUUUGUUAACCGGACUGUUGCGUGUUUUUUUUCUGGGGUUUGCUUUGGAGGAGAUGUUUGUAUAUUGGCAAUGGUCCUGGACAAGACUAUUGCUAAAGAGCAGAGCAGAGGUAGGAGUAGUAUCCUUGUCCAGGACUGGAUAUCCUGCCUGCUGCUACCUCUGCAGCUACUGCAAGGCACAAGGAACCUCAAGGGCUUUUUGCCCUCUGUUUUCAUGGAAUGAAAUAGCUUGUCUCCUCCUACUCUUCUACCUAUGAUGAGUCAUGUUCUCUAUCUACAUGGGUGUAUGGAGACGGGUUUUGAAGGUCUCUUGCAUUGUGGAGAGGUCACUCUAAGACUGCAGUGGAGGUGUGAUCUGACAAC